This is a messenger RNA of Chironomus riparius, 792 nucleotides long. The record is from the annotation of a GenBank genome assembly. Lineage: Eukaryota; Metazoa; Arthropoda; Insecta; Diptera; Chironomidae.
AUUAAAAAAAAAGUUUAAAUCAAUUAAAAAUUAAGUCUAUUAAAAAUGUUACAAAUGUCUUCGUCAAGUGACUAUGAGCGACAUAAAAAUAACAAUAACAGUAGUAGUAGUAAUAAUGGUAGAAGCAGUAGAAAUAAGAAAAAGGGUGCUCCAUUCAUGUUCUUUACAAAUAUAUUAAGGAAGAAGAAAGUACUGAGUAUUGAUGAGAUAAAAGAAAUGAAGACGAGAACACGAAGUGAGCCUUCAGUGGUCAGUUACAGCUGUUCAUUGCCUGUCGGACAGCCUUCUAUAUCAACAUUAAGUUUAACACCCGGGAGGAUAUUAAGUCGAGAUAUUGACCAUGAUAUGCAACAAUUGAGACUAUCUAGAUCUGAUAAUCCAUACCUACAAAAGAAGCUCGCAAGUCGAGACGAAAUGAAUAUGAUUGAUAUCGAAGAUAAUUUAGUAGACGAUGAUACAAUAUUAAUUCAGGACUUGAAUUCACAAAUCGAUAGUGGUUUCGAGCCAGAUCCAUUUCUCCUUCCAGACGUUCAAGAGCAUAUGAUACGUUCACCUCCACCAGUCUCGUGGCGUCCACACGGCAGCAGUGUAUUUAAUUUUCCACAUGACAACAAUAAUACAAUAACAUCGCAUAGUAGUGAUGAGAGUACACAAAGUGUACAUGGAUUUUACAGUGAGAAUUUUACGAAACAACCGUCGCGCAUUUCAUUUGAUAAAGUCGUUUGAAAAGUUUUUUCAUCUGUUUUACGGUAAAAUGAAGAACUAAAGUUUAGUUUUCUUUUUCCAAUUCCA